UUCAAUGCCGCGCUAACUCGGUCGCUGCAUCUGCAUCUGCAUCUGCAUCACCGCCUCGCUCGUCUUGCCCUCGCAUCCACAACAUGGCCGCAGUGCACGCCAACGGCGCGAAUGGCGUGAACGGUGCCGGCGCCAUGUUUCCACCGCCACGCUACUCGGACGUGCCCAGCUCCAUCACCAUCUCGGUCGCCGACGACGAGGGCGGCCAGCUCGACGUGGAGAUCCCCCUCGACGACCAGAUCCAGGACGACCCGACCGAGCUCUGCGACAUCCUCGAGGCCGAGAAGAGCGCCACGUCCACCUGGGUUCAGGUCGCCGUCGCCUAUGCCAAGCACCGCCGCAUCGAGACGGCCAUUGACGUGCUCAAGCAGGCCACUGAUGUCUUCAGUCGCGCCCGCGCCGACGACCGCCUCAGCAUCCUCAACGGCCUCUGCUGGCUCUAUCUGCUCAAGUGCCGCGAAGCGCCGCGCGUGAGGCCUCAAAAUGCCGACCCAGACACCAAGCUCAAGGAGUUUUGGAUCCAGUCCGCUACCGGUGUACUCAACGACGCCUCCCGAAUCAGCCCCUCGCACCCCCCGCUCUUCCUGGCCCGCGGUGUCCUGUACCUGCUCAAGGCCUCUCUCCAGGGCCCGGCCACCGCCGCCGGCUCCACCGUCAGUCCAGAGCGCAUGGAAACGCUCAAGCAGGCCGCCAAGUGCUUCGAGGAUGCACUGAGAGCGUCGGGCGGAAGGAAUCUCAUGGCCAAGAUGGGCAAGGCACGCGUAAACUACUCCAUGGGCAAAUGGCAGGACGCUUUGAAGGCAUACCAAAACAUUCUCGAGAGUUCGCCAGACCUCAUUGACCCAGACCCGCGCAUCGGCAUCGGCUGCUGCUUCUGGCAGCUGGGCUACAAGGACGAAGCAGCCAACGCCUGGCACAGAUCUCUCGAGCUGAACCCCAAGUCCAAGGUCGCCUUGAUCCUGCUGGGAAUCUACAACUUUCAGCUGACUGCCAAUCUUUCCACUUCAGACCCCAAAUUCGCAGAGCUGAUCAAAAAGGCGACAGGUGAAUACAUCCAGCCCGCGCUCAAGAUAGACAACCAGUAUCCUCUGAGUUGCGCCACAGUCGGCAGCUAUCUUGUCCUCCGCAGGGACGUCAACAAGACCGAAGAUGUCGCAAGACGCGCCAUCGAGCUUACCGAUACCAAUGCCAUUGCCAGUGACGGCUGGUAUCUGCGUGCCAAGGUCGCGCACCAGCAAGACAACAUUGCAUUGGCCGCCGAGUACUACUCCAAAUCGGACCAGGCUCGUGGUGGUGAAGAGCGGGGCUUCAUACCCGCCAAGUUUGGACUCGCGCAAAUGAAUGUCAUGAUGAGCAACUACGACGGCGCAAAGUUUCGUCUCGAGAAGAUUCUCCAGCAAUCGCCCAACGUCGAAGCGCAGACGCUGCUUGGUACCUUGUACGCCGAGGAUGUCUUCACGGCGCAAAACAACAAGUCCAACGAAGACAAGUCUGCUGAGCUGAAGAAGGCGCUCAAGUACCUCGAGAGCGUGCAAAGUGCAUGGAAAGACCCCAAGAAGAAAGUUGUACCUGAUCAGUCCGUACUGCUCAAUCUUGCUCGGCUCUAUGAGACGGAACAUCCCGAAAGGAGCCUCAAGUGUCUCGAGGAGGUAGAGCAGAUGGAAAUAGAGGCCAUUCCACAAGAGGACUAUCCAGAGGGCAUAGAGCCAGGUCCCGAGCUCACAACGGCCCUCCGCGUAUUGCUCCCACCGCAGUUGCUCAACAACAUGGGUUGCUUCCACUUCCAAGCUGAGCGCUACGUACGCGCCCAGGAACUGUUCCAGGUGGCUCUCACUGCAUGCGUCAACGCUGAGAGCAGAGACGACACCAUCGACACAGACGCACUCGUCACUUCUAUCAGUUUCAACCUGGCCCGAACUUACGAGGCGGAAGGCCAGACGGAUGAGGCGAAGAAGGUGUACAACAGCCUGCUCCAAAGACAUCCCGAUUAUGUCGAUGCGCGCAUCCGCCUUACCUACAUGGCUCUAAAGGAGAACCCCCAGGACGAAGGUCCAAGAGCCGUCAAGGACCUCUUUAAAGAGAACGAGGACAAUGUUGAGGUUCGCGCCUUGUACGGGUGGUACGUCAACAAGUCGAAGAAGAGGACGCAUAACUUUGCCGCAGACGACGAACAGCGACUGUACAAGCACACUCUGCAAAAGUCCGACAAGCACGACCGCUACUCACUCAUAGGCAUGGGCAAUAUCCACUUGGCCAUUGCUCGUGAGAUGCCUCGCAGCUCUGAGCAAGACAAGGAGAAGCGCCGAAAAAGCUACGAGCGAGCCGUUGAGUUUUUUGACAAAGUCCUGCAGCUGGACCCAAAGAACGCAUAUGCCGCUCAGGGCAUCGCAAUCGCCUUGGUUGAGGACAAGAAGGACUACGCAACAGCCUUGCAAAUAUUCACAAAGGCCAAGGAGACACUCAAGGAUCACAGUGUUUUUGUCAACUUGGGUCACACAUACUGCGAGAUUAAGCAGUACGCCCGAGCAAUUGAAAACUAUGAAGCAGCUCUAUCCAAGAACCGUCACAAUGACCCAAAGAUUUUGGCCUGUCUGGGACGAGCAUGGUACCUCCGAGCAAGGCAUGAAAAGAGUGUAGCCGGCUUCCGGACUGCACUCGACUACUCUAAGCAAGCUCUUAAGGCUGCCCCGUCUGAUCUCAACUCGCAGUUCAACGUUGCCUUUGUCCAGUUCCAGAUUGCUACUAUGGUCUACUCACUUCCAGAGCAUCAGCGUACACUUGAAGAAGUCGACGACGCUGCCACCGGUCUUACAGAAGCUAUUGAGGCACUUGAGAAGCUCGCAAAAGAAGAAACACCACCUUUCCCACGUGCUGACAUCACUUCCCGUGCUAACAUGGGUCGCAAUACUAUGGUCAAGCAACUUGAGCGUGCGCGCGAGAAGCAAGCAGCAUAUGAAGGCGAGAACGCAACCAAACUCGACCAGGCCCGUCGUCUCCGCGAAGCAGAGAAGAAACGCCGGGAAGAGGAAAAGAAGCGCGCUGAAGAAGAGGCGUUGGAGAAGAAACGCAAAUAUGCUGAAGAGCAAGAGCGUCUUAUCCAGCGCGACCGUGAACUUAUGGAGAAGCGCAACGAGGAAGAACGCAGGCGCAUGGAGGAAGACGAGGACAAGGAGAUACGUAAAGCUGAGCGCAGAGCCCGCGGGCCCAAACCCAAGCGCAAGAAGAAGGAUGCAGACUCUGACACGGAUGGCUUGCCUUCGGAUGAUGACGAGCCACGCUCCCGGCGUCGCACCGAGGAUCUAUCCGACGAGGAACGGCCGCGCGAGAAGAAGAAGAGGAAGCUUGCCCGCAAGAGCGAACCCUCUGGCAAAUACAAGUCCGCAGAGUUCAUCGACGAUGAAACUGACGAAGACACGGCGCUCCCAGCAGAAGACACCCCGGCUGCUGGAAGUGACGAUGAAGGUGCGGCAGCUGCCCCACGACCACGCAAGGCCCGUGUCGUGGACGAGGAUGACGACGAGGAUGACGGCACCGCCGCUCCAAAGGCAAACGGUGAUGUCGCCAUGGACGACGACGACGAAGAUGAGUAGUAGAGCCCCCGUCUUCACCCUUGUAUCUGGGCGCGACAUGAUUUUAAUCCAUUACUUAUAUCCUGUGUGGGCGUUUUCUUUUUCUUUAGAUC
Messenger RNA from Exserohilum turcica Et28A, 3682 nucleotides. RefSeq lists its product as uncharacterized. Gene Ontology annotation, molecular function: RNA polymerase II complex binding. NCBI's taxonomy places the organism in Eukaryota, Fungi, Ascomycota, Dothideomycetes, Pleosporales, Pleosporaceae. Gene Ontology annotation, biological process: regulation of DNA-templated transcription. The record is from RefSeq and is a predicted model, not a curated record. The coding region runs from base 84 to 3590 and encodes 1168 amino acids. Gene Ontology annotation, cellular component: Cdc73/Paf1 complex. The transcript is spliced from 3 exons.